AUGGAGAGAAUAUUAAAGCAAAAGGGUGUCGAUAACUCAGAAUACAGGAUACUCAGCGACACCAUGGCUAUUCUUGACAAUCUCACUCAGUGUUUACGGACCAAAUUGGAGGGGUGUACAAAUGAAGAUCAGCUGAUUAGUAGGGCUCAGGAGCUCCAGAAGAAUGAGCAGUUUUGGGCAGGAGUGGUAUUUGAGCUUCCUGAUUCUGCUACUGAGUUUCUUCCCUCUGAUGUCACCUACAAGAUCCGAAUGGACAGCAAACAUAGGACCGAUAGAAUCUACGAUGAAAGUCCUUGGAUACCUGGUCAAUUUAAAGAAUGGAACCAGCCACGUGAGUACAAGAACUACCUUAGCGGUGGCUUUGUGCAUCUUCAGCACAUGGUGGAGAUGGCCUUGAUUGAAAAACUGACAAACCAGACACCAAACACUGGCCUCUACUAUAAGCAAAUGCCAUUCCCCUGCUUUAGGUCUACUGCUUAUUUUACACAACUUGAUUAUGGCAUUCCAAUUUUAACUGUACUGGUUUGGAUGUUUAACGUCGCAGUGACAAUUAAUGACUUGGUCAGUGAGAAAGAAGCCCGUCUGAAAGAAACCAUGAAAAUGAUGGGACUGAAAACAGCAACACUGUGGCUCAGCUGGUUCAUCACCAGUCUUGUGCCUUACCUGCUGAGUACAGUAAUAAUGGUCAUGCUAUUUAAGUUGGGUGACAUCCUACCACAAAGCAAUUGGAUGGUCAUAUUUAUUUUCCUGAUUUCAUUUGCCUCGGCAAAUAUCACGCUGUGUUUUCUCAUCAGUACUUUGUUCUCCAAUGCCACCAGGGCUGCCGCAUGUGGGGCGGUCUCAUACCUAUGCUUAAUAUUUGCAUACAUGCCAUUUAUGUCCUGGCAAAACAUCCCUAGUACCACUAAAUUUUUCGCUAGCUUUGUGUGUCAUGUGGCCUUUGGUUUUGGUUGCCAUCAUAUAAUAGAUUCUGAGAUAACAGGCGAUGGGGUCCAAUGGUCCAAUUUGCUGUCCAGUGAUGGAGAUUCAUACAACUUCCAUACAUGUGUAGCAAUGCUUUUUGUGGACGCCUUCCUCUAUGCUACAGCAGCCUGGUACAUUGAAGCAGUGUUCCCGGGUGAGUAUGGUGUCCCCCAGCCGUGGAAUUUUGUCUUUGAUAUCAACUACUGGAGGGGUGUUCAACUGAAGAAUGACAUACCAAUCCCUACUGUCCCUAAACGGCAUUGUGAAGAUCACAUUGAAGCAGAUCCAAGUAACCUGGUCCUUAGUGUCAAUAUAAGUAACCUGGUGAAACUCUACAAAAAAGGAGGCAAGAUGGCUGUCAACCACCUCGACCUAAGGUUUUAUGAGGGGCAAAUCACCUCACUUCUCGGACCAAAUGGAGCGGGAAAAACAACUACCAUGUCUGUGCUGAUUGGUCUGUUCCCUCCUACUUCGGGGACCGUGUAUAUCCGAGGGAUGGACAUCCGGGAAAACAUUGACAUCAUCCGGAAGACCCUGGGAUUUUGUCCACAGUACAAUGUCCUGUUUGACUAUAUGACGGUGCAAGAGCAUUUGUGGUUUUAUGGAUGUCUCAGGGGCAUAUCUAAAAAAGAAGUAAAGGCUCGCCUCAAUUCUUGGCUCAAAGAUGUUGGACUGCUUCACAAACGUCAGGAACAGACAAAAUUCCUCUCUGGUGGAAUGAAGAGAAAGCUGAGUGUGGCACUUGCAUUAAUCGGCCAACCAAAGGUGGUUGUUUUGGAUGAACCUACAGCAGGGAUGGACCCGAACACCCGUCGAGGGAUCUGGGACAUGUUGUUGAAAUAUCGCAAAGACCGAACAAUCAUCCUGGCCACUCACUACAUGGAUGAGGCAGAGAUACUUGCUGAUCGUAUUGCCAUUAUUUCCCAAGGAAGGCUGUGCUGCUAUGGGUCCCCAGUCUUUCUUAAAUCUAAACUGGGGGUUGGCUCCACCCUGACUCUGGUCAAAGAGGUAUCAAUGGCGUACCGCAACCUUUUUGACUGUGUGUCGGAGCUGCGAGUUGGAUUCGCCCUCCUUAGGCUGCGUCACUUUGUCAGCAGUUCGGCCGUGUGGAGUUUGUUUGUUUCUUCCUCGUUGGAGCGACUGACUGCCCGUGCCGCUGACAGCCCGUGCCAGUGA
Messenger RNA from Nerophis lumbriciformis (worm pipefish), 2139 nucleotides. NCBI's taxonomy places the organism in Eukaryota, Metazoa, Chordata, Actinopteri, Syngnathiformes, Syngnathidae. The record is from RefSeq and is a predicted model, not a curated record.